This is a messenger RNA of Aspergillus vadensis CBS 113365, 1650 nucleotides long. RefSeq names its product PRCC domain-containing protein. The record is from RefSeq and is a predicted model, not a curated record. The coding region runs from base 85 to 1431 and encodes 448 amino acids. Gene Ontology annotation, cellular component: nucleus. The transcript has a single exon. NCBI's taxonomy places the organism in Eukaryota, Fungi, Ascomycota, Eurotiomycetes, Eurotiales, Aspergillaceae.
CCGCAGCUUCAAGCCUCCAACCCAUCCAACUUCUUCCCUCUCAACCAUCACAUCACACCCACGACCAAAUUCUACCUACCAACCAUGGCCCUCGUCGCCUACUCCGACUCCGAAGCCUCGGACUCAGAGCCCGAAACCACCGUCCCUCAACCCCAACAAGCCCCGAAGAAACCCACCACUACUACCGCAACCACCACCACCAACAACACCAGCAACAACAACAAACUCGUCGACCGCACCAACCCCCGCAAAAUCCGCGUCGCAUUACCAGACAUCAAACCCGAACACAACGAUGACACCGAUAACCCGCGCAAGAAACCCAAACUAGGCGGCAGCGGCGGCGGUGCAUUCUCCGGCUUCAAUUCAUUCCUACCUGCGCCGAAGAAAACCACAACUACUACCGCCAGCAACAGCGCAACGGAGAAAAAAGCGCCCGCGCGCAAGAUAUUCAGCUUGAAGACGGGCGCAGCGCCGGGGUUCGAUCGCGAGGCGGAUGCGGAGAUGCGGAAUGAGCGGGCGUUUGGGGCGUUAGGCGGUAAUGGAGAUGAGGAUGAGACGAUACCCAAGGCGGGGAGUAUGAGGGAUCAGGAACUGGAUUUUGGGAAUGAGGACAAGAAUGGGGGAGGAGAGGAGGUUGUACCGCAGAUGAAAAAGCCAGAGGAGGUCAAGUUGAAGGGAAACCCGAUGAUGUUCAAGCCCUUGUCUGUGGGGAGAGCGUCGCAACAGAAGAAGAGGAAGGCUGUAUCGGAUCUCAUGCCCGCUGCUGCGGCUGUACGGAGGAAGGAGGAUGGGCCGACGGCAGCUUCGUCUACAUCUGCAUCUGCAUCUACAUCUACGCCUGCGGCGGCGGCGGCGGCGGCGGCGGCUGCUGCUGCUGCUGCUGCUGCACCACCACCAAAACCCAAAAUCAGCCUCUUCUCCCUCUCCGCCGAUAACGACGACAACUCUACACCUACCACCACCGCCACCACCACAGGAACAACCUACGAACCCCUAGUCUACGCCCCCCUCAACUCCGCUCCCGCCGGGCCCUCCCCCGCCCCUGAAGAUACCACCACCACAGCACAGCAACCCACAUACCAAACCGCCACGUCCGACAACAACAACAACACACUCAGCACCAUCGCCGACGACCUCAACCUCUCAAAAGCGCAACGGCGCCAACUCUUCGGCCGCAACGCGCCGGAAUCCGUGGCGGCCAGUUCCCGCGUCCUGCACUUCAACACGGACCAGGAGUACGUUACGAACCAGGAGCUGGCGCAUACGGAGCUGGCAGCGCAGCAACAUAACCCUGUCAGGGCGAUUGCGCCGGGUAAACAUACGCUGCAGCAGUUGGUUAAUGCGGCGAGUACGCAGCGUGAGGCGUUGGAGGAGAGCUUUGCUGCUGGGAGGAGGAAUAAGAAGGAGGCGGGGGCGAGGUAUGGGUGGUGAUUACUUUCAUAGGGUAUGGGUGUGUGUAUAGUGUUGCGUAUGUAGUGUAGUGAAGUUGGUGGUGGGGUGGGGGUUGCAUGGACGGAGUUUAUGAUUGUAUGGAGUUUGUUGAUGGUAGUACUGCUUUGGAUACUAGAAUAGUAGUUGAUAUAGCCAGAUAAUCCUAUGAGAUGGUGGAACUACCAAUCAUAACCGGGAAGUUAAGGAAAUAGAUGCAAU